AACCCGUGAAAAGCCGAUAGAUCAGUCCGACAGUGUGUUUUAUCCAGUUCGAACAGCUGCCAAAUAUAUUAUAUCAAAAUGUUCGAAUUUGGCAGCUUGUCGAGCCAACACACGACGUUAUUCGACUCGGGUCUCUCGUCGGCACUCACUAACUCAACUAGUAACAGUAUUACCUCUGGCUCGCCACCAACCGCCUUUAGCAGCAACUACAUCGAUCAACCAGGAUUGUUGUUCAAGAGUCUCUGCAGUGCCGAUAACGGUGUUGGUGUCCCCAGUCACAGUAUUAACGGAUUUGGUUCGACACCAUCAACACAAUCAUCACCGACUUCUGCUCCAAACACUAUAGAAUCACUUUUGGAGCCAUUCGGCCUACAGAACAGCCAAGCUGACUUCGCUGCCGCACUUGCCCAGUUGACCGGACAGUCUGUCAAACAAAUGGAUAGACAACAAGCUUCGGCUAUACAAAGACCUACGUCGUUUGCUGGGAGCUCUCUCUUCGGAGCUUCUGAGUUUGGAAACCCACUUGGAGCGCCUGGAACACCAAUUGGAUCACAACAUCAAAUGUCCAUUGGGCAGAAUCUAGUUAGCGCAUCGUCGCCAUACUCGACUCCACAGCUCACACCGAUGGCGACUCCGAAUGGACAAGCACCACCACCAAAGAAUCCGAAACUCUAUAAGACCGAGCUCUGUAGAUCUUGGAUGGAUCAUGGACGAUGCAAUUAUGGCGAACGGUGUCAGUAUGCACAUGGAGAACUCGAAAAGCGACCAGUUCCUCGACAUCCAAAGUACAAGACAGAGGCUUGUCAGUCAUUCCAUCAAAGUGGAUAUUGUCCAUAUGGUCCAAGAUGCCAUUUCAUUCACAAUGAACCUCCAAGUGCUCAGAGUCAGUAUUCAACACCGAUCUCCACUCCAGUACCACAUCAAACUACACCUUCUCUUUAUGCGUCACAGUAUCAUAAUGUCACAAUGAAGCAGCAACAACCAACUCAGAAUGCCAGUAAUGUUCCGAAUAAUGUUCUUCAACGUGUCUAUUCUUUGCCAAACGGAGGAUACGGUAGUGCUGGAGAAUCACCGCCAUGUAGUUCAAAUGACUCUGGAAGUGAAUCGCCGAACGGAAGUUUCUCGCCUGGAUUGGAUCUUGAAGAUAGUGGACCAUUCUCUGCUGGAUUCCUUUCCGCUUCACCACACAAGUUGCAACAGCAGAAAACAAAUGCGGCACCACGUGUUCCGACGAGUAGAUUCCUAUCGUACGAUCAGUCAAAUUUAAACGACAGCCAAUUCAGCAACUUGCUGAAUGACAUUUGUCAAUGGAAUAUUGAAGAUUCAUUAUCUACUCCUUUCUCAGGAUUCUUGCCAUCAAAAUGGUCAACAACAACAGAAGAAACGUCACCAGCGACCACAACCCCAGUGUCAACACCCGGUCGUUUGCCUGUUUUUGCGCAGCUCAGUAAUCCCCAAUAAAAUUUGAACUGCUUCCUAUUCCGAGAGAACCGUCCAUUUUCAGGGAUUUCUAGAAAGGUUCCACCAAAGUUUAGCCUAAUAUCUUUCCAAUAUCGAGUAUACUAAUAAUUACCGUUUCUUGUUAUGUUUUCAAUUUUCUAUGUAUAGUUUAGUGCCCCCUUCCCACUUCCCCUACUUCAAAAUGUAUCUAUGCCGCUAGUUGACACCCCCAUUUUAUCAAUAUUUUUCAGCCCGAUGUCCUUCUUUUCCCAAUCAAAUCUCUUCAUUAUUUUAUUACUUCAAUUUUGACGACUUCUUCAUCAAAAACCGAACAAUUGUACCUAUGUAACUUAUGCGCUUUCGAGACGUUUUGAGUGCCUUAACCCACAAAAUUGUACAAUAAUGUUCAAAUUCCGAGUAGAUCUAACUUAUUUGAUUUGUGAAAUCUGCAUGCUUUCUUUCAAAUUUCAUGUAUUUGUACAUCUACCAUCCCAUCCCACCGCUAGCCUUUUGUGUCGUACAGUCCAACUUUUUUUUCUCUUCUCUUCUAAUUUAUUCAUCCGUUUUCCCAACAUUCUUUCUACUCAAAAAACAUUUCUUUCACACAUUGUCAACUAGCUGUAUACAUUUUGCAUUAUUUCUUUACAAUUUUAAGUUUAUAUAAGUGCAACUAAUAUAUCGUUUUUUAUCGUCAAACUACCCUCUAAUUCUUUUCUAAUUUACUGCUUUUACACCGCGCAUUUUUUUCUAUAUUUAAACUUUGUUCCUCGUUCGCUAGAAUUUAAUUUCAACUUGUACAACAAACAUAGUUUCACUAAUGUCGAGUAGUUUUUAAUUUUCAUACUUUUUCCGUGUCUCAAUCAUUUUUCCCCCAUCUUCCUCGAUUUGCGUCUUGUCCUUAUCAUGAGAAAAUCCCGGUUUCUGCUGCCCCUUUCCCAUUUUAUUUUCUGAAAACUGUUUUUAAAAUUAUAUUUCCCAUGUUUUUUAUUUCGAUUUGUCUUUUUUUUUCUUCUCCCAUAUUUGCAUAACUUUUAUAAUAAAGUUCACUUCUUUUUG
Messenger RNA from Caenorhabditis elegans, 2496 nucleotides. It is a transcript of the gene ccch-1, whose product is annotated as C3H1-type domain-containing protein. The coding region runs from base 79 to 1461 and encodes 460 amino acids. The transcript is spliced from 10 exons. Gene Ontology annotation, cellular component: P granule. Gene Ontology annotation, molecular function: mRNA binding; metal ion binding. The record is from RefSeq and is marked reviewed. NCBI's taxonomy places the organism in Eukaryota, Metazoa, Nematoda, Chromadorea, Rhabditida, Rhabditidae. Gene Ontology annotation, biological process: negative regulation of translation.